This is a messenger RNA of Fonsecaea erecta, 1002 nucleotides long. RefSeq lists its product as hypothetical. The record is from RefSeq and is a predicted model, not a curated record. The coding region runs from base 1 to 1002 and encodes 333 amino acids. Gene Ontology annotation, molecular function: serine-type endopeptidase activity. The transcript is spliced from 2 exons. Lineage: Eukaryota; Fungi; Ascomycota; Eurotiomycetes; Chaetothyriales; Herpotrichiellaceae.
AUGGUCACGACCUCUGGCUUCAGCAACACGCCGGUCGCGCGCCUCCUGAUCCUGACGUCUGUCGGCCUGUCCAUCCUUACGUCCACGCUCUCGAUCCAAUACCUCCUCCCCAUACGACCGCACCCGCAUCUCUGGCCCUACCUGCAGGUCUCGCGGCUAUUGACCUACCAGGUCGCCCAUACGUCCUCGACCGAGCUCCUGUUCGCCGCCGUCCUGCUGUACCAGUUCCGCGUGCUGGAGCGGCUCUGGGGCAGCCGCAAGUUUGCGAGUUUUGUUGCUGUAGUGUUCUGGUGCAACCUCGCAGUCGUACCCCUGCUGGUCGUGCUGCUGAAGCUCAUCACCCUGGGCUGGUACAACUACCUCCCCAGCGGCUCGACCGGACUCGUGUUCGCGCUGCUAAGCGCCUGGGCCGAAGAGGUGCCGCGCAUCUACCGGUACAAGAUCGCUACCGGUGGUACCCCAGCUACGGCAGCGACCACCACAGGCAAUAGCGGGCCACAAUCACAAUCGCAACAGCAACAAGUACCUGGUGUGAUCUUGAGUGACAAGUCGACCACGUACCUGCUAGCGGCGCAGUUGGCGCUCAGCCAGUUCCCAUACUCCCUCCUGCCCGCGGCCGUGGGUUGGACGGUGGGCUCGGCGUGGAUGGGCGAGCUGCUGCCUGGUGGACUGGGACGGUGGAGGAUCCCGGCCUGGAUGGUGGGCGAGUCGAGUCGGCGGAAAGAACGGGAUCGAUACGAGGGCCUGCGGCGCCGAUUGGAGGAGGAAGGCAGUUCGGCGGACGGGAUGAGGACUGCCCAAAUGAGAAAACCACCAGCAGCAGCAGCAGCAGCAGCAGCAGCAGCAGCAGAAGAAGAAGAAGAAGAAGAAGAAGAAGAAGAAGAAGAAGAAGAAGAAGAAGAAGAAGAAGAAGAAGAAGAAGAAGAAGAAGAAGAAGAAGAAGAAGAAGAAGAAGAAGAAGAAGAAGAGGAGGAGGAGGAAGAAGAAGAAGAAGAAGAAUAA